CAAAGGUUGAUAAUGAAAACGACAAUUAAAAACAAAACGAAAACAUCUUCGAUUAAUCGAUAUAUAAAAGCUGAUAACCUGACGAUCGAGGUAUUGCAUUCUUAAUUGAUUGAGGGAGUGAGUGGAACGUUUAUUUCUGCAGAAAUAGAACAAUAACUUGUUUUAACUUCAAUUUAUAGGAAUUCGUAAGAAUCGUUUGCAGAGCAACCAUGUUGUGUUUAUAUUUUUUUCAAUUUGGCAAAAUGGCAACAAUGCCAGAAGAAAGAAAUAGUAUAAAUUAUAAAUACGACCGGCGGCGUUCAUCUAUAUUAGGUUAGUAUUUUUGUUAAUGAUGGUUUAGUUCUUGACUGAUGAUUUUAAAAUUUUUAAUUUGUGGUUUUAAGUGCCGCUGUGUGUGGUGAUAAAACUAUUUUAAUUUUAUAAAGCAUGAAUGGGGUGUCGGUGACUUUGAAGGAAAUGUCCAUGCAGAUGGAAAAUGAAGACGAGCGACAUCGAUUGUACGCUCUUCUCACCUGCAUCGUAACAGUCAUUUUCGAUGUCUUCCUCGGGACUGCAGCAUUUGUAUGCGCUGCCAUUACAGACAGCUCAGCAGGAUAUGCAUUUGCAUUGGACUGUAUACUAGAUAUCAUUGCUGCUUCAUUUGUCAUCUGGCGAUUUUACGGGUCAGCCUCAACGUAUUCAGAUGCAAAAGAAAAAAUAGCCUGUGUUUGUUUAGGAGUUUUAUUUUGUUUAGCAUCAGUGGGCAUUGUUACAAAGUCUGUAUAUGAUUUAGCUUCUCAUCAUGUACCUGCACAGUUGUUCUAUGUGUUUGUAUUGGCAGCUGUUGGAGGGAUUAUGAAUUCAGUUUUAGGAUGCGUGAAAUACAUGCUGGGCAAGAAAAUGAAGAGCCAGUCUCUUGUUUUAGAAGCAAUUAACACAUCACUGAGCGCCGUGUUGGCAAUGAUGUUGGCAGUGAGUGAUAUUUUGUACUUCUAUCAUCCGUCUGCCUGGACCUUGGAUCCAAUAACUAGUCUAGUGGUAGCAGCUAUUCUCUUUGGUGGAGGCAUCAAAGUGCUAUGUCAACGAAAAAAGUCACCAGAGGCUACGCCCCUCUUGGUGGGGGUUGCAGUGUGAGCGGCACGCCCCCCAUCUUUUUUUGAAUGCUCACAAUAACUCAGAGUUUGUCCGUUGCAGUUUUCUGCAUCAGGCAUUUCUGCAAUGCGUUGCAAAAUUUCUCAUUCAAUGCGGAACGUAAGCUGCGCAUUUGUUGGUCAACUUUGCUGCAGGCCGGUCGAAGACGGACCAAUUAGAAGACAUCUGGCCCCGGAUUAGCAGGACAACGACUUGUGGUUCGAAGUCCGGUUUUACCAGUUCCCUGUUCCUGUAGUUUUUUAGCAUGUUUAUUAUUCUCAAAUUUUUAGCAGUUAAACCUCGUUUAGAUUGAGAUUUUAGCUUGAUAUACGUGCUAUGUAAAUUUUAAUUCUCUGUUCACUUCUGUACAUAAAUUUUUAUUGUUGAUAAAUAAAUAUAUUUUGGUGCCA
Molecule: messenger RNA, 1520 nt
Organism: Parasteatoda tepidariorum (common house spider)
Lineage: Eukaryota; Metazoa; Arthropoda; Arachnida; Araneae; Theridiidae
Product: transmembrane protein 163a
Cellular component (GO): membrane
Source: RefSeq, a predicted model, not a curated record